AUGGACAUCUCCGCUCUCCCCAACAGCAACCACCCGGAGAAGUUCCUGCAGUUGGAUGUGGGGAUGCUGCCUGCGACCCACGGAAUGUUCCAGAUCAAUGCGGUGCUGUCCGGACAUAAGCAGUGGCACAACAGAGUCUACACAGAGAGGGCAAGAAGAAACUUGAGUCUGCAGAGGCCAUCGCCGGAGGGCAGUCCCGUGUUCGUCGACUCGGUCCUCCGAAAGCACGUCACGCCAAUCACCAUGACGCCAAAGACCAAGACCAACCCUCUCUACUCGGACAUGAUUAUUGACGUCGGAGACAACCCAAAGUCGAAGCCCUCCUGGACUAUCCAAGAGUACGACAGACAAACACUCCACGGCAAUUUAGGAGACUAUUUAAAGGAGGAUCCGGGAGAGCUCAAUUUUUGGCUAGAAGAGCUUUACACCCCAGGGUAUGACUCCCUGUUGAGGAAGAAGCAGGCCGAACUAACAAGGAAAAAGAUCUGCAAAAUAUUAACCUCCGUUUUUGUGUCUGUGUGUGUCAUAAUUGUUGUCAUCACUGUGCCAAUUGUCGUUUUACGAAAUAAAGAUUGAUUUAUUUUUGUAACAGUUUGUCUCAUCUCCAAACAAUAUAUCAUGCCCAAUUUGCCUAAUUGGUUAUAUCUUUAAUUUUACCUGCAUUUCUGGAUCCCUAAUACUGGAAGACAAGUCUUCCAUUAUUUGAAAUCUAUGAGUGGUUUCUAACUGAAGAAGACUGUUAACUUAUGGUCAGAGAAACAGGUAUCAAAUAGAGACCAAGGGCUUUGGGCACAGGGGUCUGGUUCCUCCUUCUCAAUCCCUUUGGCCGCACUGUCAGGUCUAAUUAGGUGAUUAUUUUACCUCACAAACUCAUGAUUUGCUUCUAGUUUACUCAGUAGUGAUUAUAGCAAUACCCAGGGUACCUUAGAUUUGUUUAAAAAAAAAAAAAAAAACAUUUAUGAAGGAUAUUGCCAAUAUAGUGGAUUUGUUUUUUUUACUGUUCUAGGAAAACUCAUAUCUUUUAAAUACAAAUCCUGGAUGUAAAAUCUGCUAAGGCAUUUUCACUUUGUAUGAGAUGUACAGACCAUACUGACGUUUUCUGCCACAGAUAAAGAACCCAUCUAUCAUGAAACCCAUUCUUCUCCUCUCUCUCCUGUCGUUUUAUUCCUCUGUCCUCCACACUCAGUCAUUUGCCCAUUUCCACUAGCCUUUACUCUCUCCAUCCACUUUCCUCUCUGCUCUCUCUCUCUCUCACUCAUCCCCUUUCAUUUAUAAACUUCCCCUCAUCUUUCUCGCUCUCUGUCUUUGAGUAAUUGUGCCCCGUGUGAUUGUCUUUGGCUCUGUCGUUAACUCCUCUCUUCUUCUCCCAUUUCUUCCCCCGGUUUUUCUUCCUCUUUUUCUUUCUUUUGCCAUUUCCUCAUCCUAUGUUUACUCCUGUUCUUAUCUUCCACUCACAGCUAUCAUCUAUUCUCCUCUCUUGUUUUCUUGCUUCAAUUAAGCCUUUGUUGUCAGGCUCUAUUCUUUCUAUUUUAGCCCUUCUCUCCUACUUCAGAAGCAAUUUCAUCCAUUUUAAACUUGUUCUCUGCUGCUCAGGUUCCUGUC
This is a messenger RNA of Clupea harengus (Atlantic herring), 1602 nucleotides long. It is a transcript of the gene minar2, whose product is annotated as membrane integral NOTCH2 associated receptor 2. Lineage: Eukaryota; Metazoa; Chordata; Actinopteri; Clupeiformes; Clupeidae. The record is from RefSeq and is a predicted model, not a curated record.